AAAGCCGUCAUUUCGUACACUGAACAGCCCUUCCUUUUUUAAUAAAAAAAUCCUUGUACGGGUAAAAUAUGAACAACAAAAAAAGAAAAAAAGACUUUUUAUUUGAAGUGAGAGGUUGCGCUUAGGUUAAGUUACAAACUCGACCUUCACCACCACCAUCAAUUUUAUAUCGCAUUGUCAAGAUUAUGGGAUUGAUAUGAUAACUGUUAAUGAUAUCUUAUAUCAAAUACCAAAACGUUAUUAUUUUUGUUUUUGAUCUUUCAAGAACUAAAGAUUUAUAUUUUAUGUUCGCGAUAAAUUGCCCGUGGUGAAAAAGAACUGAAGAUCACCGUUGCAGUUAGUCACUUGGUGGAAUGUACCUGAAGCUCAAGAUUAGUUUUAUUUGCUAAUCCGCUGUUAUGUCAAUUAUAUUACUACAUAUAUAUAUAUAUAUAUUUUUUUUAGAAUCCACUCUUUAUAAAGGAUUGUUUCUUACUUUAUAAUUGACAAAGAAUGUUUAGUAUUGGCAAUAAAACAGACUUUAAUGGGAGAAAACCUUUAUCGAUAAACAACUACCAUAGAGAAUCGAACAAACAUUUGAAAUGUACCACUUAUCCCCUUUUAAUAACUUCGACGGAUUUCUACCGCGUACUUCAGUUGUCUCCGCCGGAACGCUGUCAUGAAAAAGCAAAUUCGGAUUUUUGUGAGGGUUAUAUUGACCCUUAUUUACGGCGAUUCAUUAUAGUUGAUAUUAAAAAUUGGAGACUUUUCAUAUCAAAUGAUCGAUACUGUAUGAGCAAUGCCAUUAGUUACGAUAUUAAAAGACAUUUGAGCGGAUUUGUAGACUUUGAGAAUGAUAAUGAGCAUUUAAGUGUGCUUUUUAGAUUCGUGAAAAGAAACUUCACAUGUGAUGAUCCUGGAUUCGUCCUUCUCUUCCCUUCAACUGGUGAUAUGUUCUAUUGGGAAGAUAUAAACUAUAUUCGUUUAGUACAUGAACUGAAUGGCUCCAAAGGGUUCGUACAUAUUAAACUACCCCUCUUAACAAAGGAAAAGUGUAUCGGUCUUACCAUGAUACCACCUGCUGGUUCUGUUGUUAGCACAACUGCUGGUAGGUUUUUCAACAUAUAUCCAAGGAAUGACAAUCAAAGGUUGAGUUUGGUGUAUCGAAUGCUUCCAUUAUCUGGAUCUCUUAUUAAUAUUCAAUGCAGUAUUUCGAAAAUAACUUCUUAUCCAAGUCACGUCGUAGCUAUACGGGCUGGUUCUAUAAAAAGCAAGUAUGAAAGAAUUGUUUACGGUUUAUUUUCGAACGCUGAUAUAUACAUUUGGGAAAUAUCUCGGAAGGGGUGUUCUCAAUUGCUUCAAAAGAAAAAUAUUCGGAAUCUUAUAAUUCAAAGGUUUCGCCUCGACGGGGACUGCGUAAAUGAACUUGAAUUUCUCGAUUUGUCUAUCUGUAAGUCUGAUCCUUAUUCAUUGGUUUGCCUUAUUGCAUGGAACGAAAAUGCUCCUACAAAGUACUAUGCAAUUGCUUCCGUUUCUUUCAAUAAUGAAAUGUUACCAACAAUUUCGGGGUUUCACAAAGUUUGUUCCUACCAUUCUUUAGUCGAUUCAAUCUCUGCCCGUAUUUUCUGUCCUGCUCCGUGUACUGUUAUUUAUUGUGUUUUUGAUUCGUUACCAGUUAUUGUUUGUAACUUUAAGGGAAGAGAAACCAAUGAGUUUGUAGAAGAAUCCUUGUUUAUCAGUAAUUCGUAUAAACAGUUCCAAGUCAUGGAUAUUGCUUCUGUGGAUGCUGUUCUUGAAGAUACGAAUACUCUUAUGCUGGAGUUUCCUGCCAUUGCUUUAUUAACAAAGGGUAACGGUGUCGUCUUGCUUGAAUCAACCAAUUGUUCUCUCGAUGGGUAUAGUGAUCUCAGGUUUUUGAAAACCCGUCUUUCGCAAUAUGCCUCACAGAACUCUUUAUUAAAGAAACAAUUUUCUGUCUGCUCUGGCUUUUCGUCAGUUUUACCAAGAGACAGGUUGUUCCCAACGCUUCUUAUAUUAUGUGAUGAAAUUGCAAGGUCGUAUCCCACUUUCCAUACUUCGGUCAGUGAAAUCCUUAAUUACCAGUUUCAUAAACUUAUGGAAACGAUUCUUGUUUCCUUGAAACAUUUUAAGUUAACUUCCACGGAACGACUUCAUCUCUGGCUUAAACUUGCCUAUGUUAACUCGUUGGUUGAUAUUUACGAUCAGUUAGUUCGUGAAGGGCGAAAGAGCAAUAUUCUUCAUCUUAUCCUUCAAGCAAUGGUAAAAUCCGGGAAUAUAAAUGAUCUUUUUUUGAACAAGUCCUUAAAUAUCAAGCUUUUACUAUAUUCUCUGCAUACGUUUUACAAACAUUACGCCAGUACGGAAAAUACUUUUAAUUUCAAGCUUUUACAGUUUUUAAUAACGGUGAAUAAUGUUUUUGGUUUGGUAUUUGGAAAUGAAUUGGCGUACCGCCAAGAAGAAGUCAUCGGCAAUGUGGAUUCUACAAAAAUUUCCAUACCUGAACUAUGGAAUAUUGAGAUUGAUAGCGUAAAUUUACUUUUAUCUCAAAUUGAAAAAUCAAUUGCUGUAGACCGGAAAAAGGAUUUCAUUGGUUUGAAGAAUGAUCGGAAUAAGAAAAUGCUAAUGAAACUGCAAAAGCAGAUUCUUCAUUUAAUAGAGCACGGCUGUUUUCUUAUACAUGAGUUGACAAAUUCUUACACGAAACCGAAUUCAGUGCCAGCUGCAGGGGCAGAUGAAUAUAGCUCACUUGAAGAACAUUUCCGAGGAAGAAGGAGAGAAUGGCUGAACUAUUUAGCUCAAAUCGGAUACUUGAAACGUGCAAUCAAAAUAUCUGAGCAUGUGCGAGAUUAUCCUUCAUUGAUUACUUUGCUUAAUUCAUGCAAUUUUGAAACACCAGAAGAUAAAGUAAGUACACAGAGGCAUUACCUUCAAAUUUUCAAAGAUGACUUUGCUAUUGUUCUAUUUACUCACUUGGUUGAAACCGGUCAAUUACACAGCCUGCUGCAUGACUUUAGGAGCUAUGAAAGUUAUCUGAGAAAAUUCCUAGAGACGAAUAAACUAUAUAACUUGUUAUGGGUAUAUGAAGCUGAAUCGGGGAAUUUCACACAUGCGUCUGACAUAUUAUUACGUGGCGAUGUGAUACUUAAGUCGAAAAUAAGUGAGCAAAACAUUCUUUUUACCCUGUCAAAGUUAUUCACAUUGGUAAAUGAAAAAGGUUAUGAUAAUAAUCUUGUAAAAAAGAAAAUGAAGGAGAUUGAUUCAAACCAAAGGAUUGUUUCCAUUCAACGAGAAUAUGCAAAGUUACUCGAUUCUACGAUAGUUAUCGCAGGAAAUGAAGAGGAAGCAAUAGUACUUCUACUUGAGGCAAAUUGUGUCUCAUUACAUGAAGCUUCAGUUCGUUAUAGAAUAGUUUCUAAUCUUCUAACUCGUCUGUUGCUGAAGGAACAUUCUCCACUCGUGGAAACGAUUGACUUUUUUACGUCGUUUUCAAUUGAAAAUAACUAUUAUGAGUUUCGUUUGGCAUGCGACUUAUUAGAAAAUUCGUCAUUUUCUACCCAUCAGUUUGUCUUCCUAUACCUAUUGCUAACGCAGAGAUUUCUUUUGCAACUGAAUUGGGAUGAAACUUUAAGAGCUUUAACAGAGCGGAAUAUGGACUAUUUAUGCUCUUUUAGAACUGUCUUUCAGAAGUUGGAAUCAAAAGACUUCAUACUUGACAAAUAUCAUUCAAUUCAUCUCUUUCCAAAGAUUAUAUGUCUUGAUGUUCUAAAAUCUUUGUAUUCUACUUUGUUUGAAUCUCAGUUGAAAAGCUAUAAUCACGAGCUUUUAGCAGAACAUCGUAGAUGUCAGAAACUUUAUGAAGAAAGAGAUCUUUCUUCAGUUCUUGCUCAAUUGUCAUUAUUGUUUAAAGAGGAGAAGACCACUAAUACACAGAAAGAAACCAAGUGCUAAUGAUUUUAAUGACAUGAAUAUCUUAUUUGACGAUUACUUUUAUGAUGACUCGAUUCUACACGAACUUUCGACGAUUAAUUUUUCUAGUUUACAAUAAAAAAAAUAAGUUAAAAUUUUGUAUGUUUGCUAUAGUCUAGUCUGAAAAGGUCCGCUAGUUUUUCAUACGAAUGAAUGGUGAGAAAAGAUUCAGUAAUAAAAGGAACAGUCGG
Molecule: messenger RNA, 4157 nt
Organism: Schizosaccharomyces octosporus yFS286
Lineage: Eukaryota; Fungi; Ascomycota; Schizosaccharomycetes; Schizosaccharomycetales; Schizosaccharomycetaceae
Product: nucleoporin Nup131
Exons: 5
Coding region: 493-3948 (1151 amino acids)
Biological process (GO): poly(A)+ mRNA export from nucleus; protein import into nucleus; transcription-dependent tethering of RNA polymerase II gene DNA at nuclear periphery
Cellular component (GO): nuclear pore outer ring
Molecular function (GO): protein binding; structural constituent of nuclear pore
Source: RefSeq, a predicted model, not a curated record